UUUAGAUCCUUAUAUAUUUAUUUAUUUAUUCUCUCUAUCCAAGUAUCUUAUUAUGACACAAGACCAAAAGGGUAAAAUCAUAUAGUCGAAAAUAGCCAAGACAGCGAGUCUUUGGGGUGUCUAUAUGCCAAUAUUCAACCCGGGUAAUAUUCCACUGGUUCAUUGCAACUGGUUUGGUAGAAAGUCAUUAUUUAUUUAUCAACCUAGUGAGUGUCACAAAAAGUGGAAAAGUUACAAGAGUUUCUAUCCUCGUUGCUAUAGAAAUAUUUGUUUUUAUACAAGACAAAGACAUAUUGUUUGCGGUCCAAAGUUGUUGUGUAUGUUAGAUCAGAAUACAAAUAUUCCUACGAGCAAAUAUAAUAUGAUGUUGUUUUGGGGCUCGUUAGCUUUAUUUGGAAUAUAUGGGUUUAUCGCACUAUCGAGGAGAAAGAAACUUCAAAGGCUGCAAAGUGGUCAAUCGGACUGGACCAAAGUCAAGUUGCAGACUUUUGUCCAAGCUCAAAGAGUAUGCAACCCAUCCAAUGUGGACAAUUUUCGAAAACUUGUUGUACAAAGAGGAAUGGCUUGCAUUGUAUUAGCAGCAGGUGAAGGAAGUAGAUUCAAGGCAAGCGUACCCAAAGUGAUCUAUCCUUUCAAUGGAAAGCCUUUGGCACUUUAUGCGCUAGAAGCUGCCAGAAAAGUGAUUGAUGGGGCUAUACCAACUAUAUUUGUGGUAGGAUAUGAAAAGGAAUUGGUUUUGAGAACUUUGGGAAAACAAUUGGCACACGUUACUCAAGAAACAAGAAUGGGAACAGGUCAUGCAGUCUAUUUGGUAAAGAGUGCUUUACCAAGAGACUUUUCAGGUGAUGUUAUUAUUACUUAUGCAGAUAAUCCUGGUGUGGAUAGUUCUCUAUUGGAUAGAUUGAUCGAAUGCCAUAAAAGACAUAAACAACAAAUAGGAAAGAAAUAUGCAGCACUGAUUCUCACCGGAAGGAUGAGUUAUGCUGGAGUAGGUGCCAAUGCAUAUGGAAGAAUUAUUCGUGAUUCGGAAGACAAUGUUGUCGAUAUUGUGGAGAAGAAACAAAUUGAUCGAAUGGAAGAUGGUUCUUUGAAGCAUUUUGGUUGUAAAGCGUUGAGUAAACAACAACUUUAUCAAAUAGAAGAGUUCAAUUCAGGUAUUGUGAUAGCCCGUAGCAAACCUUAUUUUGAUGCAUUGGGAAAUAUUUAUGCAAGUCAGACUCGACAAGAUCCACCCAAAUAUGAAUAUUAUGCAACCGAUUUUGUGUCCCAGUUGAGAAGCAAAGGAAACUUGGAAAUUGGAAGGUGCCAAUACCGUCGAAGAAUUGGAUAAACUCGGAGCCAAGUUUUGGGC
Molecule: messenger RNA, 1351 nt
Organism: Galdieria sulphuraria
Lineage: Eukaryota; Rhodophyta; Bangiophyceae; Galdieriales; Galdieriaceae
Product: UDP-N-acetylglucosamine pyrophosphorylase
Exons: 6
Coding region: 125-1330 (401 amino acids)
Source: RefSeq, a predicted model, not a curated record